Hemiscyllium ocellatum (epaulette shark) is the source of this 1464-nucleotide messenger RNA. It is a transcript of the gene vrk1, whose product is annotated as VRK serine/threonine kinase 1. Gene Ontology annotation, biological process: peptidyl-serine phosphorylation; signal transduction. Gene Ontology annotation, cellular component: cytoplasm; nucleus. The record is from RefSeq and is a predicted model, not a curated record. Gene Ontology annotation, molecular function: protein serine/threonine kinase activity; ATP binding. Lineage: Eukaryota; Metazoa; Chordata; Chondrichthyes; Orectolobiformes; Hemiscylliidae. Bases 118 to 1395 code for a protein of 425 amino acids. The transcript has 13 exons.
UCGUUGGUGUGAUCUGGCGCGGGGGGGCCGGGAAGUUUGCAGUUUGUGCGCCAAUUUCGGAGAAAGAGACAGACAGUGCAGGGACUAGAGGGAAGAUCUUCAUCAGCAGCAGUGGCGAUGCCUCCCAAACGUGUUGCAGCUGUCAGAACAAGGGCUCCACCCAAGAGAAAGAUGGCAGAGGAACUUAAACCAGGGGAAGUGCUGACUGAUACUGCCAAGAAGCAAUGGAAAAUUGGGAAGCCAAUCGGCAAGGGUGGAUUUGGCCUCCUGUACCUGGCUGAUGAAAAUUCUGACAAAGCAGUUGGAAAUUGUGCCUCAUAUGUCAUUAAAGUGGAACCCAGCACCAAUGGACCACUUUUUUCAGAACUCAAGUUUUAUAUGAGAGCAGCAAAACCAGAGCUAAUUCAUAGCUGGAUAGCAUCCCGCAAAUUAAGUUAUCUUGGUGUACCCAAGUAUUGGGGCUCAGGACUAUAUGAUAAAGGAGGCAACAGUUAUAGAUUUAUGGUGAUGGAUCGGUUUGGAUCUGAUCUUCAGAAAAUAUUUGAGCAAAAUCAUAGGAUUUUCCCAAAGAAAUUUGUGCUGCAAUUGGGUCUUCGCUUGAUUGACAUUCUAGAAUACAUCCAUGACCAUGAGUACGUGCAUGGGGACAUCAAAGCUUCAAAUCUUCUCCUCAGUUACAAGAAUCCCAAUGAGGUAUAUUUAGUUGAUUAUGGCCUUGCAUAUAGAUACUGUCCAGAAGGAGUACACAAAGAAUACAAAGAAGAUCCAAAGCGUUGCCAUGAUGGUACUCUUGAGUUUACAAGUAUUGAUGCACAUAAAGGAGCAGCUGCUUCCAGACGUGGUGACCUUGAAAUCUUGGGAUAUUGCAUGUUGCAGUGGCUCAGUGGGAGACUUCCAUGGGAGGAUAAUCUUAAGGAUGCCAACUAUGUCAGAGAUGAAAAAAUCAAAUACAAAGGAGACAUUCCAGGUUUAAUAGAGAAAUGCUUUCCUUGCAAAAGUAAGCCAGCUGAGAUGACAAAGUAUUUUGAAGAUGUACUAUCUCUGGGGUACAAAGAUAGACCCCAGUACCAGAGGCUGAGAGACAUCCUCAAGCAAGGAUUUAAAUCUAUCGGCUGCAUAGAUGAUGGUGUUUUGGUUUCAGGAGCAUCUUCCAAUGGUGAUGCACCAACAACAUCCAAACAACAGAAACGAUGUGCUUCAAAGACUGUUGAUCAUGAAGGCAAUGCCUCUGAUUCUGAGUUAAAGGGUGGAAAAAGAAUGCGAAAAUCCCCAAGAGCCAAGAAGUCGGAAGCAAGAAGGAAUUUGAAGAAAGUAGAGAUGGUUGAAAUGGGCACUCAAACUUCUCCCUCAGUUUUGACCGGCCAUGGGAAAAGAAAACACCUAAGUAAAUGUUAAAAAAAAAGCAAUCUUAUUAUGAUUGUCCUCUGCUUUACUUUUUAUUAAAGUCUGAUUCUUUACAAUGAA